CACACAGUCUCCUCACACUGUCACACAGAUCGAACGAAGUGAUAAGGAACGCCAGAAGUGUGUGGACAAUAUCUACAGUAUGAUGCUGAUUAUCUAAGGAUCAGAGCCUAUAUUGGACAUGGAUUGGAAAUUCUUGAUUUCCAUUCUCCUGAUCAUCUCAAACUAUGUGUCAGGUAAUGAAAGCUUUAAUAAUUUAUUCAAAAUUGCUGGUUAACGCUGUUUAGUUCUCACAAUAGACUCUCUAAAUGUAAGAACAUUAUAUAAACAGCAUAUAUAAUUAAAUAUAUAUAUAUAUAUAUACAGUAUACUGUAUAUAUAAAAUGGCUCUACUUUACUGUUAUUUUGUCAUUGACUGUUUUUUAUUGUUACUGAGUAGAAAGUGCACUUAGAAGUGUACAUUGUGGUCUAGCUUUCAAAAGUGUUUGAGGUAGCAUAUUGUACAUUUCUCAGUGUGUAUGUGUCCUUCCUAUCAAAAUGGAACAUGUUUCAAGACACACAUUGAUCUAAAAGUGUAAUGCCCAUAUACAUAAAAUAUAAACUAAGUUCGGAUUGUUAUCGAUAAUUAAAUGAUUAGACAAUGUUAAUCUAGUUAACUUGAGUCAACAGAGAAAAUGUGUCGUUCUAUUGACAUCCUAUGAUAUAGUUAUAAUUUGACGAUGUAUCAAUAAUAACCACAGACAAUUAGUAGUAAAUAAUUGGAAUUUUAGCAAAUAUUGUCAUGCGUCAACUGUAAACAUUGUGACAGUUCAUAGCGAAACUGGUUUAGAAAACCCUGAUGAAACGCAGUCCUCUUUCGGAAACCCUCCAACUACUUAUUGCUCUUCUGGACACCCAGGCUUCCUAUAAAUGAUUUGUCCUUUCAAAAUCUCAUAAAAAAUGCCUAGAAAUUCUUUAACAUUUGGAAUGUUAUAAUUGUUACAGGUAAAGACCUACUGAAGCCAGUCAAUCUGAAGGUGGAUAUAUGGGACGGGAAAGUAAGGUUUCUCUGGGACCCCCCUGAAGGGGCCCCGCCAGUGGCUCAGUACCAGGUGCAGAUUGCCAGGUAUACCCCACACUCCUUAUUUCCGCCUAAUUUACUCAUCCCUUCAUUCUCAGACCUGUCACUUAGCUACCUCACUUCAGCAUGCAUCCAUCUCGGAGUCCUCCCUAUCCAUGUCACGCCCUGGCUCUAGGGACUCUUUUAAGUUGAGCCAGGGUGUGUAGAGUUUAUGUUUUGUGCUCGUUGUGUCUAGUCUAGUUUUGUAUAUCUAUGUUGGCCAGAGUGGUUCUCAAUCAGAGGCAACGAGUAUCAGCUGUUGCUGGUUGUCUCUGAUUGGGAACCAUAUUUAGUCAGGUGGUUUUCCCACAGUGUUUGUGGGAUCUUGUUCCGUGUUGGUUUGUGUUUUGCACCUGUGGACGUCAAGUAUCGAUUUGUUGUUUUGUUCGUGUAUCAUUUAAUAAAUAAGUAUGUUCACCUUCCACGCUGCGCCUUGGUCCUCUAUAUCCGACGUUCGUGACAAUCCACUCUAUCACCUUUAUCCUUUUCAAUCAUUCAUCUAUACCACCCUCUCCUCAUCUUUGAAGAAAGUAUUAUAUUUCAUCUAGCUACUUUCACGUGUCUUUCCUCAGGUAUGUCGAUAGUAAUUGGACCAAUGUGACCAGCUGUGACAGGACCCAGCUGGCACAUUGUGACCUGUCCUACCUUAUCGAUGACUUCGUCAUGGUCUACAAGUUCCGGGUUCGACUGGUCACCGAGAACAGCAUCUCUGCAUGGUCACCACGGAAGAAGUUCAACCUCAAAGAAAGUAAGUCAAGUACAGCUAAGUUUUAGUGGCCGAGUUGAAUAGGUUUGCUUUCAGAAAUUUGCUAAUUUCUUUCUAGUUUCUAGUUACACACUGCCAAAACUUGUCCAUUGCUUACCUUUCUCCUCUACCGCUGUUCUUCCAGGUAAACUGCAGCAUCCCUCCAGUACACUGUUGGCCACCUCCAGUUCAAUAACAGUCAGUGUUGACAGGAAGCCAUUACUAAAAAAGAUCUUUCCAUUUGGCCUGACUUACACUAUCUACCUACAGGAAAAAGGGCAGGACCACAAGGUAAAGGACAGUAAGACACUGAUCAUAUGUAGUUUAAAAACAUACCGGUAACAGUGCUUCUAAUGUAAUAAAAUAUAUUAUGACAUGUGAUUCAUCCUAGUUCAUAUGUUCAUGUUUCUGUAUUGACUGACAUUUUCAUUUAUUGGAUUGCAGACCAUCAUUCGGCAAUUGAAGGAUGAAUAUGACGAGGAUAAGGCAGAGGUUCAGUUCACGUCUCUUCACUGGGGUCAGGAGUACUGUGUCAGCCUCAAUGUUGCAGGCAAUGGAGGAGAAUUCACCAGUGAGUUCUCCCCUGAACAGUGCCUCCUGCUGCCUGAGCAAGGUAAUACAACUCAGACUACACAGCUCUACAUGGCCAUAUAAGGCUCAACAUACACCAGCCUAAUGUCUAGAGUCUUAUUAACUGCCUUAAACUCAUUCAGCUAAACACAUGUUCUGUUUCUCAACAGAGUGGGAUAUCCUUGCUGUGGUGUCCUUCUCCAUCCUAAGUGUGUUGGGGGUACUGGUCAUCCUGGCCCUUAGCCUUUGCUGCUUCCUGAGGCAUCCUGAGAAAAUGCCUGUUGCACUGGUAAGGGUCUUUGAACAGUUUCACUAAUUCAGAACUGACUAUGUCUAUCACUUCAGGGAAAGGACACUUCAGGGAAAGGCCAAAAACGCUGUAUUCUAAAAGUGCAAAAAAGAAACCAACACAAUAGAUAUAAGUUUCAAGUGUCAGGUUUAAUUAGUCAUAUGUACGGGAUACGCAUGGUAUACAUCAUUCAACGAAAUGCUUACUUGCCGGUUCCUUCUCUACAAUGCAACACCGAUAAGAAAUAAUCAAAUAUAAGAAUACGAACAUAAAGUAAAUGGCUCAGUAGAGAAGUUCAGUGGUGCUUUGUUCUACCACAGUAUAUUCAAUUCCUGCAACCACAGAUGGGGAAACAUCAGGCUUUUAAGAAGUCUUUAUAUAAACGGUCUGUUUAACCCUGAUUAUCUUUUUCAAAACUAAGGGCCUAUUGUCAUUCUAUUUCCUGUUAUCAAUCACUUCGUCAUUCUAGGAGCUAGCUCUUUGGGGAUUCAUGUGUUUUUUUGUCCUCUUUAACAUCAGCAAUCCCCAGGCAGCGGCUGGCAGCCUCUCUGUGUGGGAGAAGUCCCAGUGGAGAUCGUCACAGACAAAGGCUGGUUCAUCAGCACCGCCAGAACUGAUGUCAUGGUCUGGUUGGCUGACGAGAGGACUACUCCAGCAGGCAAGGAAGAGCAGGAAGAAGGAGAGGACAGAAGAAUGAGUCUGGACAGUGGGACUUGCUCUGAAUCCCACAUUUCUGGGAAUGGAAACAGAGGAAGUCCGGCAAGGCAAGAAGACAGUGGCUGUGGAAGCCUGGGAGCACCAGAGAGUGCCGUCAGCAGCAGGAGUGGAACUGGAGAGCCCCCCCUGCUGGAUGGGAAGAUGAACACAGACAUCAGCCUAAAAGAGGACAGUGGGGUGGGGCUGGGCUGCCGGUCAGGGUGUUCUGGGAGUCUACAGGGGGAGGACUGUGGAAUCUUGCCUGAGAUGGUAAUGGUCACAGGGGAUGGCUACCGGAGCCAGAGCCCCUCUUCAGUGGACGCCCAUGUGUUUGAGACAGAGCAGAGUUUUCAACAAAUCUCAUGCGAAACAGUUAUGGCUGAUCCUGCUGUGGGAUACAGGUCUGGUCACAUGGCAUGCGUUUGUUUAGGGACAAGCCAAUGUGUUUGGUGCCAGACAAGAAGACACUAUGAGAGGAGUGUUGAUGGACAGUCUGUAGGUCUGUUUAGUUUUACAGAGGAGCAGCUACACUGCAGCAAUCUCACAGGUGACAUAUGCGAGAUGGAAUCUACAUGCUCCAGCUAUAAAAAGAACAAUCUCCACAUAGAAACAGUGGUAAACUUGGAGGACUCAGUAACCUUUUCCCACCUGCCUACAUGCAUAGGUGAAUCCUUCCCACUCCUGACGGCUUUAUCAGAUUUGUCCCUACUGGAGGGAGGACUGAACUGCAGCCUGAACACUAUGUUUCCUUCUCUGGGUGAUUUGGAAGUGAAAUCUGAUUGACAUGGUCCACAAACUGAGGACACUGUGUGACACACAGAAGGGUUUGUUUAGCACUACAGAUUGUGGGGAGUCAUGCAAUAUGUCUAUAAACCCUUUGUAAACAGUAUGUCUGGAGCCUUUUUUUGAAAUACCAUGUUUCUUCACUAUAGUUAACUCUGAGGAGUCAAUUAAAGCAGUCACUGACAUUGUCAACUGUUAUUGACAAAGCAUUUGUAUUUGUAUUUAUUAUGGAUCCCCAUUAGCUGCUGCCACAUAUCUAUAACAAAAAAAUCCAUGUGACAUGUUUGUAUAGUGCAUAUGUUAUCUUGUGUUUGUAUGCAUGUGUCUAUGUUUGUGUUGCUUCACAGUCCCCGCUGUUCCAUCUGUUUUUUAAAUCUGAUUCUAUUGCUUGCAUGAGUUACUUGAUGUGGAAUAGAGUUCCAUGUAGUCAUGGCUCUAUGUAGUACUGUGCGCCUCCCAUAGUCUGUUCUUGACUUGGGGACUGUGAAUAGACCUCUGGUGGCGUGUCUUGUGGGGUAUGCAUGUGUGCCAGUAGUUCAAACAGACAGCUCGGUGCAUUCAACAUGUCAAUACCUCUGACAAAUACAAGUUUUGAUGAAGUCCAUCUCUCCUCCACUUUGAGCCAGGAGAGAUUGACAUGCAUAUUAUUAAUGUUAGCUCUCUGUGUACAUCCAAGGGCCAGCCGUGCUGCCCUGUUUUGAGCCAAUUGCAAGUCCCUCUUUGUGGCACCUGACCACACGACUGAACAGUAGUCCAGGUGCAACAAAACUAGGGCCUGUAGGACCUGCCUUGUUGAUAGUGCUGUUAACAAUGCAGAGCAGCGCUUUAUUAUAGACAUACUUAGGGUUUAGUACAUUUUUUGACCCAAAUACAAUGCUUUUAGUUUUAGAAAUAUUUAGGACUAACUUAUUCCUUGCCACCCAUUCUGAAACUAACUGCAGCUCUUUGUUAAGUGUUGCUGUCAUUUCAGUCGCUGUGGUAGCUGACGUGUAUGGUGUUGAGUCGUCCGCAUACAUAGACACACUGGCUUUACUGAAAAUUCCUGAUACUAUCUGGAUUAUGUUGGGGAGGCUUCCAUUAAAGAACACCCUCUGUGUUCUGUUAGACAGGUAACUCUUUAUCCACAAUAUAGCAGGGGUUGUAAAGCCAUAACACAUACGCUUUUCCAGGAACAGGCUAUGAUCGAUAAUGUCAAAAGCUGCACUGAAGUCUAACAAAACAGUGAUGUGAGGCAGGCAGAAAACAGAGGUUGAGCUGCUUUUCAAAACAGCAGACAGCUGUUGGCUGUUGCUGUUUGGUGGGUCUUUAGAGAUUUGAGCAGGAGAUGGGAAACCCCCUUUCUGACACCCCUUCACCCAUUUCAACUGACAAGAAGCAUUUCACCGGAAGUGAAACAAGUGUGGGAGGAAAAAGAGAGAGAAACUGUUCUGACUGGGUGGAUUAUAGCGGCAAUGCAAAGUUUCCCAUUUUACAGAUUCUACAUGCACUCUGUGAAUACAAGUUUUACAAGUUCAGAUAUUUAUCAAUGUUGACUCAUCUGACGGGUUCACACAUACAGU
This is a messenger RNA of Coregonus sp. 'balchen', 5678 nucleotides long. The record is from the annotation of a GenBank genome assembly. NCBI's taxonomy places the organism in Eukaryota, Metazoa, Chordata, Actinopteri, Salmoniformes, Salmonidae.